CCAUUCGCCGACCGCGAGUAUUGCGCGUGCCGCUUCAUCCUCACUAUAUAGAAUGCUUUCUAUUUUUGAUGAUACGUCCGACUGUCUCCACAAUUGUUGACAUAUUUUGAUCAUUGAUAUGUGUUGGAGAGUCAAGUUUAAGGUGAAUUGGUGGUAUUCGUAGGACAUUUUGUGGAAUUGAUGAUGUAUUUGUUUUAGAAUUUAAUAUACCAGUUUUAGUGGGGUAACCUAUUGGCAAUAAUUUUAUAUUGUUGUCAUGAUGAGCCUUAAAAAACCCAAUGUUUAGUAAUGAUUCUCGCCACACAAUUUGUUGAUGAUGAUUUUAUUUAAAUUUCACAUUUUUCUAUGCUUCGCGACGAUAUUCUCCUUAUUAGAAGAGACAUCUGAUAUGAAUUGGUACAGCCCUCUAUUGGGUAUAACCACCACUAAUACUUAUUUGGAGGAGAAAUGGUGCUUGCCUCUUCUAGAGUGAGAGGAUAUAACCACAUUGAAUAGAAGAUUAGAAGAGACAGACAUAACCAGUAAGGAAUAACAACAACUGCAAAAACCGUGAGAGCCGUGAAGAAGCUAAAGAAUGAUUUUGCACUAAAUUAUUAACAUUUUCAAUUUUGUCAGGUAUUUGAGACUUCGUAAAAACAUAAUGGCAUCCAGGUUCAGUGGUGCCCUGCAAAUAACGAGCCUGGAUGAUUUUAUAACUCCAUCGCAGGAAUGCAUAAAACCGAUUGAAGUCCUGAAAUCAACGAGCAAAACCGGUUCUAAAAUAAAAAUUCAGGAUGACGGGGCUUACGUUCAGCUCAAUGAGAGGGGAUCAGAGAAAUUGCAGAAGGUGGAGAUCACCCUGGCGGACUGUCUCGCCUGUUCCGGCUGCAUAACGACAGCCGAGAGUGUCCUGGUGACCCAACAGUCCCAGGAGGAGCUCCUCAGGGUCUUCCAGGAGAACCAAGCCCUCAAAUCCCAGAACAAAACCCCAAAGCUCAUAGUAGUGAGUCUCUCAGUUCAGCCCGUCCUCUCCCUCGCCCAGAAGUACGACCUUGACCCUGGGGAGACCACCAGGCGACUGUCCGGCUACUUCAAAUCACUGGGUGCAGAUCUAGUCCUGGAGAUGUCGACAGCUGAAGACUUCGCACUGCUGGAGUCUGCGAAGGAAUUCACCGAGCGAUUCAAGACCCAUCAGGAGGGGUCCAAGGGACAGAUACCUAUGUUGGCAUCUUCGUGUCCGGGGUGGGUCUGCUAUGCCGAGAAGACCCAUGGCAAUUUUAUUCUACCCUUCAUCAGUGUCACCAAGUCGCCGCAGCAGAUCAUGGGAUCUCUUGUCAAGAAUUAUCUCGCUGAGAGGUGGUGUCUCUCUCCGGAGAGGAUUUAUCAUAUCACUUUAAUGCCUUGCUACGAUAAGAAGCUGGAGGCGUCGAGGGAAGACUUUUAUAACAAAGCGAAAGAAACCAGAGACGUUGACUGCGUGAUAACAAGCAUUGAGCUCGAGCAGAUGUUAGAGAACCAGGGAAAGAGUCUGACUGAGGUGGAUCCUGCGCCCCUGGACAGGCCCUUCACCACCGAUGAGCAAUCAGAAGUGGAUCUUUGGUCCCACAGGGGCUCUGGCUCCGGCGGAUACGCAGACUUCAUCUUCGAGUAUGCGGCGAAGCAUCUCUUUCAGAUUUCCGAUUCUCGGCUUGACCUGAAGAGUCUAAGGAACCCUGACUUUCAGGAGGGCGUCCUGGAGAGAAAUGGAGAGGUCCUCCUCAGGUUUGGGGUGGCCAACGGCUUCAGGAAUAUCCAGAAUCUUGUGCAGAAACUCAAGAGGAACAAGUGCACUUAUCACUAUGUGGAGGUGAUGGCUUGUCCAGCAGGAUGUCUCAAUGGUGGAGCACAAAUUCGCCCUCAGGACGGCUCACAGCCCAGGGAAUUGGCGCAAAGGCUGGAGAAAAAUUAUCACGAUCUUCCAGAGAGUAAACCUGAAAAUAAUAAAGUCGUACAGAAUUUGUACAAGUCAUGGCUGGGCUCGGGCCACACUGACAAGGCCUCGGCAUUCCUUCACACUCAGUACCAUGAGAUUGAAAAGAUGAGCAGUGCAUUGGCCAUGAAAUGGUGAUAUUAUUUUAUGUUAUCGAUUAAUAAAUUGUGAAUAAAUUGAGAUAUAAACCCUUUUUUUUCAGUACAACUAAUUAAACUCAUGUUUCCUGAAAAAAUGAACAAAAAUAAUUUAUUUAUCAAUGUAAAUAACAAUUGAAAAAUGUCUCUUACGUUGUUUUAAUAAUUAACAUAAAUUAUAA
Messenger RNA from Diachasma alloeum, 2267 nucleotides. RefSeq names its product probable cytosolic Fe-S cluster assembly factor AAEL012261. Gene Ontology annotation, biological process: iron-sulfur cluster assembly. Lineage: Eukaryota; Metazoa; Arthropoda; Insecta; Hymenoptera; Braconidae. Bases 641 to 2086 code for a protein of 481 amino acids. Gene Ontology annotation, cellular component: cytosolic [4Fe-4S] assembly targeting complex. The transcript has 6 exons. The record is from RefSeq and is a predicted model, not a curated record. Gene Ontology annotation, molecular function: 4 iron, 4 sulfur cluster binding.